CUACACCGGGCGCCGCCAUAAUGGCUUGAGGCGGAACGGCCUCAACUGCUCUUUGCUUUGCGACAGGAAGAGCGAAUCAGUGAGGCCUGGCUGGGCUCCGCCCCGCAACCCAAUACCGGAAAAGGCGGAUCUGUCCGCCUUGGCCGAUUCACUGCGGCACCGGGAUGCAGGUGGCUCUGGAGAUCACUGCACGCUACUGUGGCCGGGAGCUGGAUCAGUAUGGCCAGUGUGUGGCAGCAAAGCCAGAGUCAUGGCAGCGAGACUGUCACUACCUCAAGAUGAGCAUUGCGCGGUGCACAUCCGCCCACCCAAUCAUCCGCCAGAUCCGCCAGGACUGUGCUGAGCCCUUCGAGGCGUUCGAGGAGUGUCUUCGGCGAAACGAGACAGCUGUGGGGAACUGUGCCGAGUACGUGCGCCGAUUCCUGCAGUGCGCCGAGCAGGUGCAGCCGCCACACUCACCCACACCUGUGGAGACUCAGCCACUUCCUGCCUCCUGAGGACUCCUUUGGCUUCAGGAAGACUGGACACAAGGGACUGGCCUCUUGAACCCCUCACCUCCUGCAGAGUGACCAUGUUUUGAGUCCUGAGGGCCUGCACUGUGGGCCUGGCUUCCCUGGACCUCAGGAUAAAUAAAGACUACGCCCUGGGCUGUGGUUCCUGCCCUUAGCCCCUCAGCAGAAA
Molecule: messenger RNA, 681 nt
Organism: Cavia porcellus (domestic guinea pig)
Lineage: Eukaryota; Metazoa; Chordata; Mammalia; Rodentia; Caviidae
Gene: Chchd5
Product: coiled-coil-helix-coiled-coil-helix domain containing 5
Exons: 4
Coding region: 165-497 (110 amino acids)
Biological process (GO): cellular respiration
Cellular component (GO): mitochondrial intermembrane space
Source: RefSeq, a predicted model, not a curated record